This is a messenger RNA of [Torrubiella] hemipterigena, 720 nucleotides long. The record is from the annotation of a GenBank genome assembly. NCBI's taxonomy places the organism in Eukaryota, Fungi, Ascomycota, Sordariomycetes, Hypocreales, Clavicipitaceae.
AUGCAGACACUCAUAGGAGGACUCUUCUACGGCCUCGUCGCCAUGGCGUGGACCGCGUUCUACAUGUCGUCAUUGGCCCAGGCCAAGGCGAGCCACCUAACCAAGCUGUGCUUCGGCGCAAUGGUGGGAAUGAUUGGCGUUUGGAACAUGCUGCUCGCAUACAGGACGCUCAUCGGGUAUCCCGCGACGCAAGAGGGCUUCCGGGCCAUUGGUGCCAUGAUUCCCAUUCCUAUUAUUUUUGAAAUCACGUUCCGUGAUAAGGAUGAGGAUGGCUACUGUGGUCGCGUGCGUAUCACCAACGAAGAAUGUUGGCCUCAGUCAGCGCCGCUGACCGGCGACUUUACCGUCAACACUCAGCACUUGACCACUCACCAAACACAGCUAUACCACGCGUCGGUGGCAGCAUCCAAUGCCGCUGGCAUCCUCAGCGCUGGUGUUUUAGGCCUUGAGUUGGCCCAAAAAUUAGGAUUUAGAAAUGUUUACUCAAAUGAAUUCAAGGCAAUGAUGCUGAUUCCCGCAUUUGGUCUCCUUACCAGUGUGGUCCCAGUCGAACAGGGCAAGGGUAUAUCGGCGGUUUCGUUUUUGGCACUCUACAUGGUUUGGAUCGCUGGACUAGUAAAACGCGAAUGGUUCUCGGCAAAGUUACUCCUCGGCGUUGGUUCUGUAAGCUUUAGCAUCCUUGGCUGGGAAGUAUGGACAGGAAACCAUGGACAGGAGUAG